GCUGCGGGGAGGUGGAGGAAAGCCCCGAUUGCCACCAUCGCGCUAGUGCGUGCGGGCUCUUGUCAGCUCUCGGGUAAACGUUAGGUGGAGCCCCUUCCCUUUCUUUCCUUUCCUUCAGCCCAGGCGGCUAUGGUGGUUCUCCGCUCGGCCGCUGCGGUUAAAUGACUGAUGGGUUCGCUGCUGAAACGUGAAGGUGACAUAGCGUGCCUUUAAAAAUAACUUCCUGUCAUGGAAGACGCUGAGCUGAUGAUUCACAGCAUUUUUGGACCACUAACAGGGACCAGUCCUGCAGAUUUUUCAUCAAGGAAGCAGUUGACCAUUUCCUCAAAAUACUACUGUGAAUAUUCUGCUUUGCAGUAUUUCUGUAUGGCUAAAAGCCUCUGAUGGAUGUGCUUGUGACAGCAAAAAGGAAUAGAGUGCUCCUCCAUCUUCAAAACUAUGUGUUAGAUCAGGUCCCACUUCAGAGAGAACUCUGGAAGAAACACAGAAAAGGAAGACUGAACGAAAUCCUCAUGAUCGUUACAUGCCUGUUCAAUAAUAGCACACCCCAGUCACGUCUCCUUGCGAGCACAUUUUGUUGGAAUCACUGAGCAGAAGCAAAGAAGAGCUGACGACUAUGUGCUUCCAACGCAGGUUGCCGGAGCCCUGUGCUUGCCAUUGGCUGUAGUUCCCUGGUUUAUUUGCAGCUUCCCCCAUCUGGAAUUUGAAAAUGGGAUUGAAGUAGAUAAUUGCUAGCAGCGGGUUUUCAAGAGAGGCUUAGAGGGAACAGAAUGCCUCUUGCACAGCACAGGCUGCUUGUGCUGAAAGAGCACUGAGAGACGAUUUCAGAUUUUACCCACAUCUGAAUCUCCUGGAAACUUUACCAUGGAAGCAAGCCAUUACGCACAGUCCUGAAGUAAACAUCCAAAGGGGCAAGGAAGGGGCAUCGGGGCUAAACAAUGGGACACCUCGUCCUUGUAUUGCUCACAGAAAAGCCAGGAAGCAUUCCUCUCCGCUUCCCAGCAAAAAGGGCAUGAAGGUGACAAUGAACUGAAUUUUCCCCAGUAACACUUCAGUGGCUUUUAAGGAUGGGAUACUCUGACCCUUCGUCAAGCAGGGAUUUGCUGGGAAACAGAACUUUGUUCUUCAUAUUCAUCUGCGCCUUUGCCGUGGUCACCUUGCUGCAGCAGAUCCUCUAUGGGAGAAACUAUCUCAAAAGAGGACUGCAGUUUAGCUGGCAGAAUGGUGAGGAAUUGGCAAAUUGGACCGGCACCUUUAAUUUCACGGAUGACGGAGCAGUGAAGAGUGGCAGUGACACAGGCACCAGGUAUUUUGAGUUUUAUGAAGGACCUUUGGAAUACAACUCUACUAAAUGCUUGGAAUUACGGCAUGACAUCAUUGAGGUGAAGGUUUUAUCUAUGGUGAAACAGACUGAAUUGUUUGACAGGUGGAAGAACCUACAGAUGUGCAAAUGGGAGAUGAAUGUCACAGAAGCUAAUUUAUUAAAGUCUACUUUGUCAAAGUGUUGCAAUGCCCCUGCCUUUCUGUUCACCACCCAGAAAAAUACUCCCUUGGGAACUAAACUGAAGUAUGAGGUGGAUACUAGUGGAAUCUUCCACAUCAACCAGGAGAUCUUCAAAAUGUUUCCGAAGGAUAUGCCGUACCACCGGUCCCAGUUUAAGAAAUGUGCAGUGGUUGGGAAUGGAGGAAUUCUAAAGAACAGUGGAUGUGGCCGGGAGAUUGACAGUGCAGACUUCGUGUUUCGAUGCAAUUUGCCUCCUAUAUCUGAGAAAUACUUAACAGAUGUUGGAGUGAAGACGGACGUUGUGACUGUCAAUCCCAGUAUAAUUACUGAGAGAUUUCAUAAGCUGGAAAAAUGGAGGAAACCCUUCUACAACGUGCUCCAGGUCUAUGAGAACGCUUCUGUGCUGCUGCCAGCUUUCUACAACACUCGCAACACGGAUGUUUCAAUCCGGGUCAAAUAUGUCCUAGACGAUUUUGAAUCUCAGCAAGCUGUUUACUACUUUCAUCCCCAGUAUCUCAUCAAUGUCUCACGCUACUGGCUUGGCCAAGGGGUGCGGGCCAAGCGGAUUAGCACUGGACUGAUCUUGGUAACUGCUGCCCUGGAGCUCUGUGAAGAGGUCCACCUCUUUGGCUUUUGGGCUUUCCCCAUGAACCCCUCAGGGAUUUUUAUAACUCAUCACUACUAUGACAACGUGAAACCUCGCCCUGGUUUUCAUGCUAUGCCCUCAGAAAUCUUCAACUUUCUCCACAUGCACAGCAAGGGGAUCCUGCGGGUGCAUACUGGCACCUGCAGCUGCUGUUGAUGGAGGCAUUUCUUAUUUUGACAUAAAAUUAACAAUAACUUGAUGCCUAUGUAUGGUGUAGAAUAUUUUAUUACACCCUGAGAUUAUGCAAUAAUUGUUUGAUAAAAAUUCAAGGCAUUGCAUCCCAUAGGAUCUAGGAUACCAGCAUCUUUCCUGCUAGCAGAGUUGGGUCCGUAAUAGUUUAGGAGAAGCAAAACUCUUCUGCACCAGGGUAUACACUGCCCUGAAAAGCAAAUCAGAUAAAAAGCACAUUCCCAAAUAGGUUUAGGGAUAAACAGAGCACAUUGAUAUAUUUAUCAUUUCACUAAGAAGAAAAGAACCAAACUUUUGAGGAGAAUCAGUGAUCGAGAAUUUUGGUGUAAACUGAAUGAUUUUACAUAGGUUUCUGAAUCGAGUAUCCUGGGGCAUUGCCAGAUUUUAUUGAAAACACUGUUCUCUGUCAUUUGGGUUUUUUGAAAAUACUGUUUAGCAUUGUAGUUUUAAGGGGAAGUUUAUAGCUUGAGGUCUUUCUUCCGUAAUGUCACAAAAUAUUGGUGAAAACUAGCAUAUAGAUGUGAUUGAUAGGAAUAAACAAGAUCACUUUAUGCAUAUUUUCAGCGAGGAUAGAAGAGAAUUAAAUUCCCAUUCACUGCAACAGGUAACUCUGUUGACCAUGGUGUGUAAUUGUUGUAGAGUUUCUUCAUCCUCCCUGUGUCUUGUAUUUCUGGUCUCCUUUGCAGAUCAUGUUUCCUUUUUCAUUGCCUGUGAUGCUUUCCUUCUAGCUAACAUACGCACCAUGUGUGUUCUUCCUUCUGCAGUGACUAUCUCAGCUUCAGAAUGUAGUUCUUGUUGACGAAACGUGCUCCUUCACACUUCUGUGUGCUUUUCUCAGGCUAAAUAGCAACGAGAUUAUGUAGUUAUGUUUUCUGAGCUGAUUUCUUUGGUUCAGGUAUCACAAUACAAGAUAGAAAGAAGCAUUUUCUCAUUGAUUUUUGUUAAAGACUUUCAUGAGUAUGCGAAAGUUGACUUGCUGAUGUGCAGGUCAAGUUAGACACUUUCAGGUAUCUGUUCAGGAAAUGAAGUUAAAAUAUAGUGAAAAUACUUUGUGGUUUAGAUUAUGAUGCUUAUUUUAAAAUUAUCUCAAGUUGUUAGUUGUCUUAACGUGGCAGUUCCUUAUGUUAAGAAUGUUAUUAGGAUAGUAAAAGGGCUGGUGUAUUCUUGAGAAAGUUACUCUGCCAGUUUUGCCAAGCUUAAUUUUCCAUCUGAAGCAGUUAAACUGGCAAAAUCCUGAUGCAGAAAAGAUGCCACAUAUUGCUGGAUUUUAUUUUGGCUGCCAAGCCAUGGUGUUGUAGGCUGCUGGUAUAUCCUUUUUCAUACUGGUAUGACUGCCUACACACAAGGGUGAGGUUUGCUGUUUCAGCUCUGCUGGCAUAGUUAAAUGAACAGAGUUUCCUCUUGUAUGUUCUUAGUGUGAAGCACUUGGGCUGUUGUCCAGUGCCUUGUCAUGUCUUAGAUUACAAGAUCUUUGAUCAAGGAUUUGGGAGUUUAAAGUACUAGUUCUAUAUGAGGGAUGCUUUUUUUUUUUUUUUUUUGGGGUGGGGGGGCGGGGAGAGAAGAGGGUAUAAAUCCAGAGCUAAACUUGAAUUUUGAUUUUGUAAUGCAUGAAUUCACAAAGCUUCUUGUAAAAGCCUUUGUGCUGUGCUGAGAGCUGUGAAUGUUGCUCACGUUACAGAUAAAAUGAUCAGAAAGGAAGUGAAGCACGAUGGUCACCGUUUCAGAAGUUCCUGCUGACCAGCAGUGACCUGGAUGGUAUGUGAGAGUGUAUUUCCUUAACUUUACACAACACUCCAGAGGUCUGAUUAUGUUAAAAGCAACCCAUAUCCUUGAUAAAGGUGUUAGAACUCACUUGAGAAAUAGCAGCCAGGGGUAGGUGAAGGACCUGUGCUUAAGCUUUAUAUAUUUGUGGUGUUGUGCUUUUGGUCUUAGAGGUAUACUGUGUGUUACUGAACACCACCUUGUAUUGGCUAGCUGUGAAAUAUGCAGCCUGCUAAGAAUGAACUUGUAGAGGAAAUGGCUUCCUUGAUUUAUAUAUAAGAGAGAUCUUUGUCUUUGCUGUGUUUUGUACAUUUAUGUGCAAAGGGCUUUGAUAAUGAAGUGCUGUAAUGAAAGUGGUAUUUAGAGAGCAAUGUGACCCUAAGGGUUGGCCAUCUUGCUGUGCAUUAAGCUUUAUGAUAACAGUAAUGAUGCUGGAGCUGAUACCUAGAGCCCUUACUCCUUAUUCUGCCUGAGUAUGGGACUAGUAGUGACUUCAGUUAUUGCUUUGCUGCUGCUGCUUUGCUAAGGUUACCUUCUUUAGUACAGGAUUUUUUUUUUACUAUGGUGGUCGAAGUGAAGAAAAACAGCAGAAAGGAGUUUGGUAUGUUGUGAAAGAUACUUCAGAAAAUACUGGAAGGCACUUGAGAAGUAUCCGUAUGUUGGAAAGAAAUUGCUCAAAUCCCUGUUUUGUAGUUGCAAAAAUCCUUUUGGGCUUUUUGGCCAGGCAAAAGGGUAAGCAAAACUCUAAUUACAAGGUCACUGACACUUCCUUUUAUUUAUUUGCUUCAUAUAAAUGAGCAAUGUAAGUUCACCUAGGCUACACCAUAGUAAGUGCAGGUUUACCGUGUUUAGAUUUUGAUUGGUAGUAAAUCUAUAGCUACUAUAUUUUUUUAAUGAUUUUAAAAUGUGUGUGCAGGAUACAUGCACAUAUGCAACAAAGGCACGAUCUUGCCACAUUUAUUAGAAAAGAGCUCCCAUUCAAGUGGGUGAGUAUUUUAUUUGUGUAGGGACUGCAGAAACAGGCCCAGACAUGUCUAUGAAAGUGUACAUAGGUGUAUGAUUAGGUGUAAGGAAUGACUUGCAGGGCAGAAAGAGAUAUAUAUAAAAUAUUCCUUGAGAUGAAAUGCAUGUUGCAGCAUGUUUACUUUCUGAUUGUUUUUUUCAGGUUUUACUUAAAAGAUGAUUGAAAAAGUGUGGCAUUUGUCAGAAAUGCCACAGGCAGAAGCUUUCGGAUACUUUUUGGCCUCUUUACUUUGCACUGGGUGAUGGAAAAUCAGGUUUCUGCUGCUGUACUGCAGCAUCUGUGGGGCCGAGUGGAAACAGUGUGGUCUGAGGGUCUGUGGAUGGACCCUACCAGCUGCUCUCUUCUCCAUGGGUAGUAGAUAAAUACUGCCUGGGAGAUUUUAGCUACUCAGAGGUCACUACCUGUGCCAUGUCACUGUGGGGUGUGUGAGCCACCUUUGACCAGCCUGAGCUUCUGCCUGUCCUCUUUAAACGGGUGAAAAGAAGGGCUGUUGCAGAAAGAAGGACCCUCCUUUUUUUCUGCCAUCACUCUUUUGUGUGAUGAGCAUAUGAAAAUACUCUUCUGACAUCAAGAAUAUAUCUGAAUUUGGGGCUAUUUUGGUUUUCCUUCUCCCAUGCCGUCAAAACUCCAAAUGUCCAAUCUUAACCUUCUUUUAACAAUGGGAUACAUGAGUGAUAAGAAAUGACUGUAAGGAGGCCGGGUGUGUUUGCUGCACACUCUUAUGACAGGUAAAGGGCAUGCAUAGCAUAUUGUGCUUUCCCACAGAAAAGGCUGCAGACUCCAGAGGUAUCCCUCAGUACAAAAAUCUGAUCCAUCCAAGAAGAAAUGCAGUCAGCUGUCUGGUAUGACAUCCUGAGCUCAAGGUGUAAUCAUGGCUUUCUUGCUGAGGAUAUUAAAUCUGAGAGAGGGAGAGAGAAAAUUAUAAUGUCAUGGUUUAAUCUCCAACUCCUCAUAUUAUUUAAAAGAAUCUCUUAGGAAAUUCCUGAGAUCUGCAUACACUGGCAAUGCAAAUUGAGUUGGAAAAUCCAAAUUCUUGGAUUUUUUAGAGCAGAAAUGCUUCUCCUUUAUUGUCAGGUCACAUGAGGAGGCUUAUGAAUCUUCCAGUGCUGUCAUCACAGGGAAGGAAGUAUUUAGUUGAUAUAGUUUAGCUGCUUGCUUUUGAUUUCUGAAAUCCAACUUUGCUGAUGGACAGAAUGGAUUAAAUAGAGAAAGGGCCAUUAUAAUUUAGCAUAUUUUCUGUGAUUGCAACAAAAUUGUCACAGACAGCUCAUGAAUUGCAAAAGGAGAGACAUGCCUUGGCAGCUCCUCCUGCUGCGGCUCCAGAGAGGAGAGACACCAUGGUUUCCUGGAAAAGAGAUGUAAAGGGGGUACAGGAGAUUCCAGAGCCUUUAGCACUGUGGAGUAACACCACAGAGAUGAUAGAUGAAGUUUCAAGCUUGCAACAGUCAGGAAUAGCUAUUUUGGUCUCUGACAAAAGCUGCCCCCCACAGCCUCGACUGAUGAUAAAUUAAAGGUUAUGCUCACUUGGGAUGGUUAAAUGUAGUAGACUGAAGGAAAUCGACUCUAGGAAUAGUCCACUCUGUGGGGGUUUGGUGAAUCAGUGGAAAUGUUGCUCAGACCUUGAAGGCAAAAACGCCGGUGGUGACACAGCUCUGUGGGUGUGCUGCUUGUUCUUGGCUCUCCAAAGAGCAAUCUCUGGUUUGCAUGUGAGGGAAACCAAGGUGGGUAACACACUGAGAUAUGGAGUGAGAGGGAAUCUGUCCUUUUUCAUCUUCUGAGGGCUGGUGGCUCCUCAGCAAAGCUCUGGUGUAGAGAGCACAAACUUGAGCAGUGAAGAUGGAGAGCUCUGAAGUGUCCCUUUAGCCCUAUCUCGCUUGCAUCCAAGUUUGCAGAGAACUUUGGAGCUUUGACAAGUGUAUGAAGAAGGAAACAGCAAAUUCAGCAGUCCCUAAGGGCCAAAUUCCCUGGAAAUUCUGGAGUGAGCUGGGUUUUCAGGAAUAAAAGAGUCAGCAUUUAUGCUUUGGGCUUUUUCCAAAAUCCAGUGGAGCCUGUGGAAAGUUCAGAGCAAGCCUCUGGAAAACACGCUAAACAUGGUCAGGAAGAUCAGCCUCUUUUUUCAUAACUCACUUGAUUUCAGAUAUGGUUUUUAAUAUAUUGUAGAUACUGUGCAGUAGUAAUACUGUGUUUUUAAUGGUGUGUGUAAAGAACAAAUAUAUCUGGAAGCAGAAAUGUUGUAACUAUCACUCUCCUUUCCAGAUUAUAGCACUUUUCAUCUUUUCAAACUCAUCUAUGCAAAGCAUCUCAUCGUGAUAGUGUAAAUCACCAUAUGAAAUCAGAAAUGAACCCUCUGUACAUGACUGUAUGUAUGCACAUCACAUGCCUUGAGAAAAGAGGUUUUUCUGCUUACUUUCAAAUACCAGCAUGGAAUUCAUCAGUGAUGUGAAUGUGUUCAAGGCAGGAUUCAUCCCAUCCCCUUUGAAACCACAACAUUCACAUUUGGCUUCAAUAGAUAAAAAACAUCGGGUCCAGUGCCUGUAAGUAAAGUCAAUAACCUGCAUCUCCCCAGAAUGCCUCCCAGAAUAUUAUCAUUUUAUGUCUUGUGAUCAUCCUGUCUAAUGUGGGUGAGGCUGUUGGGCAUCCCUGUGUUGUGUCCAUGGUAUUCAGAAUCAACAGUUGUACUUAAGAGCUUCUUUUAAAUGAAGUUAAAGGAAAUCUAAAUUUAUGCUAAGUGUUAAAGUGAGGGAGCUUGGGCCCCAGGCCAGCAGCACCUCCAACACUCCCCAGAGCCCUGAGCAUCUGUGAAACAUGAGAAAAGAGGGACUGGGCCACAGUGGGAAACUUGAAGAAAGGUAAAACUGCCUCAGUGCUUCAAGGAUUGAAAGCUGUAAAUAUGUUACUGACAUGUCUGACUUUCCAUUUAGAAACCUUAAAUGUUCUUGGUGUUUGAUCUUUGGGUAAAUUGAUGUACAUUUUUAACUGUACUAAUCACUGUAAAAUGUGUUAGCAUGUAAAAUGGUGACAAAUUAAGCCAGCGCAACCAGAUGCUGCGUUGGCUAGUUCUGGAAAUGUCUGUUCUGUCUGAAACUGUCUGAUGGACCAAGACACUGAGGUCUCUCCAGUGCUCCAUAUGGCUUAUGAAGACUCUGGUUAUUACCUAUUUUAUCAAUGGGGAGGAAGCAGAGUUGAAUUAAUCUCUGUUUUUUAACCAUGUAUUGGUCAAUUGAUCACACACUUAGGUGUGACACUAAAGCUGUCCCCUUAGAGACAAGGAAAACUGCCUGUGCCUGCUCUUUGUGGGACAGGACAUGGGGAUACUGCUUCAUUUCUGGGUCCUCCUUAUCGACAACCAUGAGGUCCCAGGGCAAACCUCUGCAUUCAGCCCAUGUAAGUUGUGUUGGACAGCUGCUGCCUGUUGAAUGUAUCCCCUAGUGGAAAACAAAUGCUUACCAUGGAAAUACUGAAGCAAAACUGUGUGUCUUCAUGCCAGAGGAGCUUGUGGCUAUUACAAAUUUAAAGCUUAUUUCAUGUUUAUUAUUCCUUUAAGGCGGUGAUGGUGGGGAUGGAGAAAUCCAAGCAGAGUCAUGGUUGUUUCAUGUUGAUGUUAAUCCCUCAUGUCCAUACACUCACCUUUUUCUUCCAGCCUACUACCCUGUAGUUUUUGCCUAUUGUUUGUGUAGCUGUAUUGUGGUUGUAAUAGAAAGCCUAUCAGUUGAUGUAAGCCAUAACUAAAGCAGUAAUCAGGGUAUUUUUUUGGUCUGUGUCACUGUGUUUGAAAGCUGAUUUAAUUCUAUUGAAUAAACCACUUUAACAGUUUUA
Pezoporus flaviventris is the source of this 8940-nucleotide messenger RNA. RefSeq names its product ST8 alpha-N-acetyl-neuraminide alpha-2,8-sialyltransferase 5 (gene ST8SIA5). The coding region runs from base 1068 to 2306 and encodes 412 amino acids. NCBI's taxonomy places the organism in Eukaryota, Metazoa, Chordata, Aves, Psittaciformes, Psittacidae. Gene Ontology annotation, biological process: oligosaccharide metabolic process; N-glycan processing. The transcript has 12 exons. The record is from RefSeq and is a predicted model, not a curated record. Gene Ontology annotation, molecular function: alpha-N-acetylneuraminate alpha-2,8-sialyltransferase activity.